UGGCGCCCUUGGCUAACUCGGCCAUCAACGAUAGGUUUAGUGUGGUGUGCACCACCAAGGUGAGGAAUAACUCUGGGGAUACAAAUUUUUCAUUGUUGUCGGUCCUUCUCAGACAUCCAUUACCAAAUUUAAUGCAAACAGAUUGACAACUCCUAUUCCACCUAUAUAAAUGUAUUACUUUGAUAAAAUGUACCAAGUCUUAGUCCUAGAGUAGGCCAGAAUAGGGUCUAUACUAUUAUUAUUAAAUUUAAUGCCUUUUUUUCACUGGCUAAAACUGGACUGAAGGUUGGUUUCUUCGGCAUCACUUAAACUAAAUUUAAUAAGUGUGUCCCUAAAUGCCUAAAUAGUUUGUAUAGGCCUAUGAUCUUUUAAUGCACUAUGUUACAUAACUAGGCUUAGUUAUAGCUUAUCCCCUAGCGGUAACCCUAUAUCAUAUGACAUAUGUUAAAUAUUAUUAGUAUUAGUAAUUAUUAUUAGUAUAAAAUAUUUGGUCCUUUAUUAAUUGCUAAAUUUUUCUUGGUGUUUCAAUUUACAAAAUUGAGAUUAUGAUUGAUUAUCUUAUCCGUAUUUAGAUAUCCCUCUGUAAACUCUUUUGAUUUAUGACUUAAUAACUUUGGUUUAGGAUUCUUAUUCGGUUGAAAAAUAAUAUGAUUUUCAUUGUGAUAAUUUCAUUUUCAUUUAAAUAUGAAAUAGAAAAUUAUUGAAUAAGAUUAAAAUUAUUCCCAGGAUUAGGCUUACUUAAUUAGAAUAACUUUUAUUAGGUGUAGUGAUUUAGUCGUUUAAUAAUUAAGACCCAACUAUGAUUUCAAUUAGGCCUAUAUUAUUUUUCUACUUUGGCCAUCAUUUUAGAAUUUAGUAAAAGAAUCAUUGAGAACUAAUUUAAAAUUAAACUUACAUCAAAUUAGUAACUAUAUGCCAAUGGCUAUGAUUAUAGAUAAAAUAUACUAAAAUACUUGGUGCCCUCUACCAGUAAUCAUGGAUAUUAAUAUUGCUUUUUUAGGAAAUAUUAGGUACGGUUGGACAUGCGAAGGGAGCACCUGUUUAAUUUCAUUUGUUUAAAUUAUAAGUAUUUUUAACAAAGAAAAGGAAAAAUUAGAUUAUUUUAAAAAUCAACAACCUGUUAUAGGUUUCAAAACUAAUAACCCAAAUUUGGUUUAUUGAUAUCCUUACUUGUAAUAUUUGUAUUAAUGAUAUUGCUCACGUUUGUUCCUAUGGUUAUAAUAACUUAAGCCUACACUACUCUACAAAUAUAGUUGGUUUUUUUUGUGGUGAAGUCUUAAGAUAUUUUGUUCUUUAAACAUGAUUUGAAGGUUUUUUACCUGUGCACAACUGAAAUGGCUAAAAGUGUCCAACAUUCCAAGAUUAUAUACCCUCCAUCAUGCAAAGAGUUGACAGAUGAUGUUGGAAAAGAUGAGCUGAUACGUCGUUUGAAAGUGAGUUAACUUGUUCAUGCAUUUUCCUACAUGAAUGUAUUAUUUCUAUAACUGAUAAUUUUUAAACAUGUUAUUCUAUACACUAAUUUUCAUCAACUUUCAAAUGAUGGAUCUUAUACUACCUAUGGAAAUAUUUAAAUCCCAUUUCACUUCAUGCAAUCAUUUUCAAAUAAAGUAUUAGUUCAAAAGAAAUGUAUGAUUUUAAAAUGUAUGUGGCGACUUAUUAUUCAACAAAAUAUCAGGUUUUGGCUCGGGCAUUUCAAGACAUGGGUCAAGAUGACAAUGACAGCUAUGCCCCUCUUGCUCUGCACUUGGCUACAGACACAUACAUGGAACAUAGUAACAAAGAUGUUCGACUUCUUACUGCUUGCUGCAUUGCAGAUGUGUUCCGUAUAUUUGCCCCAGAAGCACCUUACAAAGAGCAAGAUCAAUUAAAGGUAUUUCUUGUAUAAAACAAUUUUGAUUAAAACUAGUAAUUAUGCUAAAUACAUGUAAUUACACUAAUACACAUGAAAAGGUUAUAAAAUUAAAUUUCUGAAUUACUUGGGAAGCAGAAUAUACCGUUUACAUCCUCUGCUAGGAAUCUUAGUUAUAUUCUUUCUAACAACAUGUCUCUCGAUAAACAUAUCUCUCACGUUUGUUGCUCUGUAUGCACUGCUAUCCGUCAGAUCAGCUCUAUCCGCCACUACUUCACAGUUAGCACAACAAAAACACUAGUCUAUGCUCUUGUUCCCUCUCGUCUUGACUAUUGCAACUCUCUUCUGUCAGGUUCACCAAACAUUUCAUAGAAAAACUGCAGAAAGUUAAAAACUCAGCUGCUAGGUUAGUUCUAAAGGCAAAAAAAUACGUGAUCAUGUCGCUCCACUCACUUCAUUGGCUCCCUAUACAGGCAUGCAUUGAUUACAAGCUGUUCUCUCUCACAACUUUUUCUCGGAUUCCUGCCCUUCCUAUCUAACCAAACUUCUUUCUGUCUAUUCACCCUUUCGACAGCUUCGCUCCCCCGCAGACACACAUAUUCUGUCCGUACCCCAGAAGCGCACUAAAACAUGGGGAUCGAUCUUUCUGCGCCCUCAAUGGGAUUUGUUUGCCACUACACCUCCGAAAUAUACCAACCACGCAGGCCUUAAACUUCACUAAAAACACAUCUCUUUAAACUCUUACUACCUUGACUGAUUCCCCCCUCUGACCGAUAAGCGAUGCUGCUGGCUGCCGUCCAUGGUUUAACAUGUAAAAGUUCUGGGGUGGGUUGGGUGAAUAUACUUUUGUUUUGUUAUUAUGCAUCUGUUCUUUAUUGCAUAAAUGUAUUUUAUUUUAAUGUCACGAUUAUGUCUCUUUUGCUAAUAUUUUUGUGUACAGCGUGGUGAGCCCAGCCCUAGGCUGGGGUACCACUUUAUAUAAGACCACUAUUAAUAAUAAUAAUAUAACUGAAACUUAAAAUUUAAAUAAAAUCAUAUUUUACUUUGUUUAGUUUUUUAACAUUAUUCAUUGUUUGAUAUCAGAACGUUGUAAUUAUGAGGCUUCUGACGGUAAAAAUAUUUUUGUAAUAGGAAAUAUUCAUGUUCUUCAUUCAACAACUGAGGGGGCUGGAGGAUCCAGACGCUCCUUCUUUUAAGCGUUACUUUUAUUUGCUUGAGGUAAAUAUUGAACUGAAUUGUGUGAACUUUAAGGUAGUAUCUAUGAUCAAAAUGAAUUUAAACUUAAUAUUCUUCAUGCAACACAUAUUAUGGUGCAUUACAUAUGAGAUGAAACCAUUAUUAGCCAUAACUACAACAGAGAUUUAUACAUUAUACUAUAACUUGACACAAAGCCUUUUAGGGGCUAUGUGAGAGAGUUUAAUUUGAUAUAAUCUUGAAAAAUUUGUUAAUGUGAUAAUUUAAUUUUAUAUUUAUGAAUUAAAUACAAAAAUAAAUUUGUUCAAUCUACUAAAAUGAAUUUAUUAUUAUUUCAGAACCUGUCUUGGGUCAAAUCCUUCAAUAUUUGUAUUGAACUAGAUGAAAGUCAAGAAAUUUUCUGUGCCCUCUUCAAACUUUUUUUCUCAAUAAUAAAGUAAGUACCGUUAGCAAUUUAUCAGGCAUGUGUAAAUAUUCCUUCUAUGAAUAGUUUGCAUGGCUAAGUCUGUGCGAUUUGUGCCAACAUUAUGAAUUUGUUUAACUCUCUAUCCUUCAGUGAUAAACAUACAAGCAAAGUAAAAACAUUUAUGCUUGACAUCAUGGCUCCUCUCAUCUCUGAGGCAGAUUUUGUUUCCCAAGAACUAUUGGAGACUAUUCUGGUCAACAUGGUUGACCCAGUAAAGGUAUUUUUUUUUUUUUGCAGCAUCAUAUGAUAACAAAAAAAUGUGGUUUCAAUUAUGGAAUAAUAAUUAGCUUGUUUUUUAUAAAUUAUUUAACUAAAUUUUACAGGGUUACGAAGUCCUCUCAAAUAUAUAUAUAUUUGUAGAGCUACUGAGAAUUUAUAAAAAUUCAUUACCCAUUUAAAUAGAAAUGUGAAAGUGUAUCCACUCAAAUUAGACGUGUUUGAUCAGGCUUCAACUUUAGUCUUUGAAUACAUAUUUAUUAUACAUUGAAUUAAAAAACAUUAAAAUAAAAUUUAAUAAUUAUUUGAAUCCGUUAUCUUUUCUGAUAUAGUCUCACAGGAAAAUGGCAUACAUAAUGGCUAAAGACUUAAUCAAGAGAACAUCAUCAACUAUAGAGCCUUGCAUUCAGACUGUAAGCCAACUUACAAAUUAUUGGUGCUGAAAACAUAAAUUUGACUUUAUAUGCUUCUAAUAGACAAAUAUUUGAUGUAUAAAUAUAUAUUAUAUAUGUCAUGUUUAGAAAAAUAAAGCAAUUAAAUCAAAAUUUUAUGCUUAUUAAUAAUUGUGUAUACUGCUUAUGAAGUACAAAUUUUGUUUUUAAAUAUUUAUAUUACAAGUAUAUCUACAUUUUUUGUUUUGACACUUGUAUCUGUUGUAAAAUGUUUAAAAGAAAAUCAUUAGUGUCAGUGUUUUUAUUUGUUUUGUAUUGUUCGACAAUUAGAUAAAAUUUUAAGAAUCAUAAAUAUAAACAAUACAUAUAAAAUUAAAUGUCUGGAUUCAUUUCAUUUCCUCCCUUGUAGUUUUUCAACAAUAUGUUGAUGUUAGGAAAGCAAGCUGACAGUGAAAUUGGAAAUCAUUUAUAUGACCUCAUCUAUGAGCUAAAUCAGGUCUCUCCAAGCAUUCUACUAGCUGUUAUACCUCAGUUGGAAUUCAAAUUAAAGGUAAAAAGUGUGUUACAGCGCCUUUUUGGUCAUAUAAAUUUUCUUUUUUUACACCAUUUAUGUUUGUUUAAGUGAUGAAUAACUUUUAAUAAUAUUUAAGUAAUUAAGUAUUGUUCUAAUUUUUUAUAAAAUUAAAAAUCUUUUUAAAAAUUCAAUUUAUUAUAUUUAUAUAAUGUUAUGACUUUUACCUUUUAAAAAUGUAGACCUAAAGCAUUAUAAUUUGUAUUGUCUUUCUGAUGUUUUUUUUUUUUUUAUUUAUAAUUUUGAAAAAUACAUAUUAAAUACAUGUAUAAGAUAACAUUUCCAAAAUGCUCUAUGUUCAAUGCAGAGCAAUGAAGAAGCUGAAAGGAAAAGUGUCACUAAGCUUUUGGCUAAAAUGUUCUCUGAAAAAGAUUCAGAUCUGGCAUCUCAGAACAGAGCCCUUUGGUUCUGUUUUCUUGGAAGGUUUGUGUUAUACUAAAAAUACAAGCAUUCAGUGCUUCAUAUUUAUUCCAAUUUUUUAAGCCAUUGAAUUAGAGAACAUUGUGGGUUUUUUUUAAGGAUUUCAAAUGAAAUUGGUCAUUUGGAAAGAGAACUGAACUUUUAAAAUGUAAACAUUUGAUUGAUUCUCAACAAACUCUAUCACAACUUGUUAAGAGAUUAUCUGAAAUGUUUUAUAACAGGUACAAUGACAUCUGUGUCGCAAUCAGAACAGUGUGCAUUCAACAAACACAACACUUCAUUUUGAAUCACCCAGAACUUGUUAAAGAUGUGCUUGGUAAGAGAAUCCUCAGAACAAUUUUUAAAGACUUUCUUGCUAUUUACAUAUCCUUCUUGUUUGUCCAUCGUAAUUUUAAAAAAAGCAACAAAAAAACAUAACUAAGUUGAUCAUUGUUGAUCACGUCUGCUUUUUUCAGUGAAGUGUGGUUAGGGGAAAUCAGGUGUACUUUUUUGUUUUAUGCCUAGGUAAAGAGUUGACUCAUUUAACUGGGAUUUUUUUCUUUAAAGUAAUUAAUUCUACUUUUGUCGAUAACUUUAGGAUUACAAUUUUAAUACUAGAAUGUAGAAAAUAAAAACAUAUUUUUAAAAAACACUGUCAAAUAUGAGUUUAAUCGCACUUAAACAUGACAUCAGAUAUUAAAAGUUUUAAUAAUUUUUAAAAAUAUUUUCUGCAGUCUUUCUUUGCGUAAUGCUUAUUAAGAAAUUUUUAUUAUUUUCUACUUUUUAGUGCUUUUAAACUCGUCUUUGAUAGAAGAUCUUUUUUAACAAGUUUCCUGCAUUUUUAGAUGAAAUUAAUUAUUUUUUAUAAUUGUAGUUUUAAUUUUAAACUGGGCUUGUUUAUUUAUUUUAUUUGAUCAUUUAAACUAACUUAGAUGAUUCAGUUAUUGUCUCACACAAGAUUAUAAAUACAAUUAUUGAAUUUUAAAUCUCAAGAGCAAAUAAAAGUUCGCCAGCAUGACCCAGAAGAGACUGUGCGAUUAGAUGUUGUAGAGAGUCUGUGUAAAGUGGCCAAGUCAGAUUUGAAGGCCAUGACGUCUGAAAUGUUGCAGUUUGUUAAGGAGAGAACACUAGAUAAAAAGGUAAGUUGAAUCAGCUUAUUGUUGAGAUUAAAAUGAAAAUUCACGAUUUCUCAAGGAUAGAAAAAUUGAUUAAAAAAAUUUUAUUUAUUCAAAUAACUAUGUUAUUUUCAAAAUACUAUGUUCCGUUUCAGUUCAAAAUUCGCCGUGAAGCCUUAUGGAACUUGGGAAAUAUGUAUAAACAGGCUGUUGUUGAUAAAGAGGUUCCAGAUCCUGAACUGGCCAGUAGGCUAGAGUUUGUUAAGAACAAGAUUUUGCAUCAUUAUUACCAAAAUUCAACUGAUGACAGGUAUUUUUCAUUGAUCAUUUUGUAGAUUUUUCACUUUUUUAAGAUGUUCAAAAUAAUUGGUAAAAGUACAAUUUUUUAAACACUUUAUAGGGUAUUAAAGUGAUUGCUUGAUGAUUAAUAUAAUAUAACUAACAGCAAACUUUUUGUUGUUUUACAGCUGAUUGUAGGCAAAUAUCUUUGAUAAGAACAGUUUAUUAUGUUUUAAAACAUUGUUUCUUGAUGAAGAACACAAGGUCUAUAGAGUAAUUUUAUUAUUUUAAAUUAAAAAAACUGAGCAGGAAAAAAAUAAAUUAAGUUUUGACAAAUUGUUUUAACAGGGCUGAAACUCUCCUUUAAAAAAACUACUGGAGUAAAUUCCCUUUGCCUUUCUCAACUUCUUUUGACACACUUACCUAAGUAGAAAUUUGUUUUUGUUGAAUGCAAUAAGUUUAUCAAAAUAAACUUGUACACUAUAUUAAUUUGUAGUCAUAUUCCAUUUCUUUAAUACUAAAUAAAGAGAUAUGUAUGUAUAUAGUGACAUGGAUUAAAUGAUAAAUGUUCUUCUCAAUAAAUUUUAAGAUUUAUCAUUUUUAAAGCUACAAGAAAUUAUUGAAGGCCAGCAGGAUUUUUUCACCUACAAACAACCUCUGUGUAAGAAAGCCUCAGCAAAUUUCUAUGAACACAUACCAUCAAAAUUCAUAAUUUUCAUCAAAAUUCAUAUUUUUGUUUUCAAAUUUGUUUUCAGGAUUCUAGUAGAGAGGAUGCUGAAUAUUCACCUGGUCCCCUUCCAGAGACAAGUGAAUGAGAAAAUGACCAUUCUUCUCAACCUCUAUUCUACUCUUGAUGAACAUGCUGUCAAGUAAGGGACUUGGUCCUGCUUUUAAUGAAAAUUCUAACCAGAAAUGUCAGCUUAUUUUCGAACAAACUUUAUUUGUCAAAUUACGCUCACUUGUUCAUAAAUUAAUAUCUUUGCAUAUUAGAUGUACAAUUAAAUUCAGUUAUUUAUUUAUUUUUCUAGAGCUUUCUCCGAGAUCCUAAAAAGCCGAAACCUGUAAGUACAUUUUUAAAAACUUAUAAAUUUGUACCUAAGCGUUUGUAUUUUUGACACCCACACUUUUAGGUUACCUGGCUACCCUUUUUCAGCAAAGAGGUGUUGCCUUACUUAUCAUUACCAGCAGUUUAAUCAUAUCUGAAAUGCUUAAUUUUUCAGAGCACGUCAUUUAGUCCAACAAAUAAUAGAAGCUCAUGAUAAAGCAAAUGAGGCUAGCCCACCACCCGUUUUACCGAAAUUGGUGCAGCUGGCACGUAAGUGAAUAAUGCGGAUAGCUCUGACAAUUUGCUUUCACUUAGAUAGGUCUACUGAAGUACUUAAGUGAUUUACCUUACAACCUUUUAACCAGUAAAAAUUUUAAAGGAUAUUUAGAUUAAACAUUAAAUUGUAAUUUUUUUACACUUAGACAUUUUUUAGACAAAAAAAAAAUCAGAAUGUAUAGACAUAUGAGGCUGGCUUUCAUUCUUGUAUUAUUCACUCAGGUACAUUGCCAGAAUCAGUAAAGCCUCACGAGAACCUAAAGAAAUUAAAUCUAAUGUUAAAAGAUGACACUCGUUUGAGGAUGCUGUUCAAAACGCUUGUUGGACCAAACUGUUCAUGCAAGAAAGCUGAAGAGAUAGUGGUAUUGCUAAUUUACUUUUUUAAUCCGUUGGCCAUGCUAAAAGAAAAACUUUUGUAAAGCUCUUAAAAUGUAUCAAUAUUUCCCAGCUAUUUUUUAUGGACCAUAAACUACAACGUUAUUUACUUUCUGUUUUUUUUUUAUAUUGUUGUCAUUUUCUGAUUUCAAAGUUUUGUGGUAGAUAAAUCCUUUUCGACUUUUUAAAGCUCUUUAUGUCACAAGGAAACUUUAACUGGUCUGUAUUCUGAAUAAAAUAUUAUUUGUAUAGUUUAGAUGGAAUAUCUGCUUUCCUUUUGUGAUUGCAAGCUACAAGCAUUCUAAUUAUAUCUAAAUUUAAUAUUUCAGAAAGAUAUUCUGAAGAAAAUUGGUGUCACCCCAGGUGUGGCAAACUUUAUUUACCAAAUGACAAAAUCCCUUGUGGAAAGGAUUGCUCCUGUGAUGGUGGAUGCAUUGGCCAUUGAUCACCUGGUGCUUGCAGUGUCUGAGAAGGUUGCUAGCAUUGAUGAUGAUGGGAAAGAUUUGAUGGAAGCUGGUGUGCAGAAAGGUGUCCAACUUCUAUUGGUAAGUGGUUCAGUUUGUUGUUGUUUGUUACCUCUAAGAAUUAUUUCCUAGAUUUUUACACUUAAAAUAUAACCAAGACUUAUAAUAUGGUUGAGCUGUUAAACAUAAUUAAAAAGGCAGGAGUUUCAGGACCAAUAUUAUCUUUUAUAAAGAAAAGAUUUUCUGUAUUCUUUUUCCUCCAUGUCUGAAAAAUAUCCCUAAAACUAAAUGUUUAUAAAUUUAUUUUCAGACUUUGUCAUACUAUUUCCCGUAUUACUUCAAAUCGCUUGAGAUAUUUGAAAACUUUCUCUCAUUUGUCAAGAAUGAUGAUGAUGUCGUCAGUAAGUGGAUUUUUUUGUGUUUUAAGGAGAUAUUUUUCCUUCCUGGGAUUUUUAUUCUUCUAGAUUAAAUAUUUAUCUAUUGGGUAAAAAUGUUACUUUAAUUUUUUUACAAUGAAAAGCAUAAAUAACUGUUUCUGCUGUUAAAGGUGACUUGGCGAUACAGAUAAUCACAAACACAGGUUCCCGCUUGCAUAUGGACCACCCAGAGGUCUAUUCGUAAGUUAAUUAAUUAAACAUAAUUAUUUUUUUAAAUGUAUCAUUUGAAAUUAUAGUAAUACUUUUUUUUUUUUUUCGUGUUCAUUCUAUUUUCUAUGCUUGAAUCUAAACAAAAACUUCAGCUAGGUUUUGUUAGAGCUGAUAUUUUUGUCAUUUAUGGUAGCAACCUUCCUACCACUUGCAUGUAAAUUUCAGAUCUCUAGUUCCUAUUCUUAUCAACCUUGCAAAGUUUGGUACACCCAAGCAAGCUAAACACGCACUGAGGUGCAUUAAUACUAUCUGCAUCAACAAGGAAUCUGCUGUUGCCAGUAUUUUUGAGGUUUGACAAAUUUUAUUUGUUCUUUUCUUGUAUAAAACCAGAAUAUAUGCUAGAAUUAUCAGUAAAUUAUUAGUUAAAAUGAAAGAAGUCGUAAAAAGCAGCUCACAAAGCGUGGAAAACACAUUUGCUGUUUACUGGGUACACAAUGCCUGCUGUGUACAGCUAAAGCGACUAUGUAGGCAACCCUUGCUCACAAUCUUUACAUUAUUUAUCCUUGAAAUAAACACAAUUUUUUUUUUUUUUUACUGUUACAUGCAAUAAAAUUUCUGAUAAUUUUUUUUAUUAAAUCAUCUGUGUUAACUUUUUGUUUAAUGGCCUUAAAUAAUAUAUUUUUUCUUGGCAGUCUAUUCAAAAUGCUCUCAACCCUGACAAUGCAAAUUACCUAACAGCCAUCGUGUCACUCGGUCAUAUUGCUCAGUUGUUUCCGAAGCUCUAUCCCACAGAAAUCAAAAGCAUAGUAUCCAAAGUCAUUGUCAAAGACCUUCUUAUGAAAGACAGGGUGAGACUUUUUCAUUGCUCUCAUUACUUUUGCAGACCUGUUUACUCUUACGAUUUUGGCGUACAAUGUACGAUUUUUAGAUGUCUUUUACGAUUGUACGCCAAGACCCUCCAAAACUACGAUUUUCAGAGACCCGGUGGAAAAAAUUUUCCCCGAUUUAAAAAAAUUAAUACAUUUUCGGGUUUGGACGUUUUAGCCCUCUCUAAUGAAGAUCUGGCAGUGAAUAUGAACGAAAAAAACCAUUGGUUGUUUUGUUUUUUUUUAAAGUUGGGACCAUCCUUAUUAUAUUUGGAAAGUACUCAUGGGGAGUGGGGAGGUGGGGUUGUUGAUGACGGAAAUUGUGGCAUACGAGACACGCAUGGGUAGGGGAUUGGUGGGAGUGUCAAAGGAUAUAAAUAAAUAACCCCGACGUAUCGUAUUUAGUAUUGACGGGAUCACAGUGAACUAGCUGGCUGCUGCGUCAACAGUAAUAUUUAGACUUGUCGCCCUAGCCACAACUUCACUCACCAUCGCCUUUGACUGCUACCAAGCGUGUGACGUAGUUUUGGUACAGAAUUAUUUUGUUCCUCAGAACCGCGGCGAUUGUAAAAAUAGAGAUGGUUUUUUAAAUAAAAUAGAUCAUCCAACUGUUCUGCAGUGGAGCCUUGGAUUUUGGCAUAUUUGAUAAGAUCCAGUCACCGACGUAGUAGUUGGAUAGCUUUACGUUAACAAGGUGGUGAGGGGGUUAUGAAUAUUUUUUACAUUUCAUUUUGCCUACCAAGUUUGUUAUAUAUGGAUGUCCCAUUGUCCCAACAGCCCUGGCGUACGCAGUGGGCUCCAUAGACGGAUGUGCACAUUGUCCCAACAGCCCUGGCGUACGAAGUGGGCUCCAUAGACGGAUGUGCACAUUGUCCCAACAGCCCUGGCGUACGAAGUGGGCUCCAUAGACGGAUGUGCACAUUGCGGUAUUUUAAUGUUUCCGGCGAGCCUUUUUGUUUUCGUUACCGUAGUUGAGCAUGCACACUGCACAAUACAUUACGAUAUGGCAUCAAUGAAAUGAAAGGCACAAUACAUUACGAUAUGGCAUCAAUGAAAUGAAAGGCACAAUACAUUACGAUAUGGCAUCCACACAAUGAAAGGCACAAUACAUUACGAUAUGGCAUCAAUGAAAUGAAAGGCACGCGAAACCGAUGAUGAAGAAGGAACUUCAACUGAACAUCAAAUUCAGCAAAAGAAAUUUUAUUCGCUGAUAUCCUAUCUUGAAUGUCAGACAAAAUUGACUGAGUUGCGUUCUUCAAAUAAGGGUCCAUCAGACGCAAACUGCACAGUCGGACUUUUCAUUAGCAAUCAAUCAGAGAUAAAAGGAGUGGUGUUGAUUUAAGAGAUUGUGUGCAUGGAGCCGGUCUAAGUAUUUCAAUUUAUAUACUCAACACCGCCAAAUUUUCGUAAUGACAGUUCGGGUGUGUGUGUGCGUGGUUGGGGGGGGAGGGGGUGUCCUCGGCAGAAAGUAUGUGCGUUAUUUAAACAAUUCUGCAACAUUCAUCCCGAAACUCUGAAAGUCCAAAAAUAACAUUUCUAUCUCGAAUGGUGUAAACUACCAGCCAAUGUGUAGUAGGCAUUAGACUCGUGAUGUUGUCAAGGGGUAUUUUCACAAAUCAACUGGCUUGCUAUACUCAAUAGUGGAAGAAUUACAGUACGGUGUUAAGUCUACCGAAUGUUCAACGCGCGCAUGACGUAUAUUUCGUUGGGCUACGCCAGUGGUUCUAAAAUAUUUGUUUGCCGGCGCCUGUGCAAUAUUAGGUUUUCACCAGGCGCCUUGCGUGACAUUCUAACAAGUGCAUUUGGACAUAGCGAAUACCAAAAUAAAAUAAAGGGUGGGAUAAAAAUAAAUAUAACACGUAUGUAGGUCACUGAGCGCCAUCUGUAGCUACAAACAGUAGAUACUCAACUGGGUAACUGGACCGAAAGAUGUCACAUUGGAUUAAAAGUAAAAAUAAAAUUAUGAAAUUUUUUUAAUAUUUCGCAACGCCCCUGUGAGGAAGCCGCAGCAGCCCAUUUAGAAAAUUUUCACCCCCCAUUUAAAAGGACAAUUUAUUGCGCCCUUAAUCUUUGUGUAAAUGGUUUUUUUAUAGUUGAAUUGACUGUUUAAGUUCCUUUCUAUAGACGAUUUUUCACGCGGUUGCUCUUCGUUAUAUUCUCAUGGCCCUGCCCAAGGGCAGCGAGCACCCAGGGCGAUGUAGUCCGAUGUAGCAUAUAUUAUGUGAACCACUGGGCUGGACGAAUCACCAGUGGUGAAAACCCGUGUCACAUUUUGUUUACUGUAACAUAAUAUGUAAUGGACUUUGCUAAUUUGUUAUUAUUGUAAUUGAGGGAAAAGAGGGGGGGGGUCGUAAAAACUUCUGCGUGAAACGGGAGGGGGGGGGGAGUUACAUAAUUAGACUUUAUUGCGCUACUGUAGUUUUAUUUAUUUACUAUUGAGAUAUUGGAUUGUACGAUUUUGAGACCAGAUUGUACGAUUUUAGGGGUUGGAGGGUAAACAGGUCUGCUUUUGGGAUCAUUUCUUUGUAAGAAUCAAAUGGGAGUAAAUACCAAGCCAGAAAGCUGUGGUUUAAGUUAUAUUCAGCAGGUUUAUUCAAUUUAACAUAUUGUUGAAUUGCUUUGAUUAUGUUUGAGUUUAUUUCCCUAAUGAUGUGCUCUGUCUAUCAAUGUCAUCUCCGACUAAAUAAGUUGUUUUCUAACAAACUGGUCACAAAGCUCUACAUGUGUCUAAAGGAAUAAAAAUAGCUGUAAUAAUGUUUAUUUAGGCAUUUUUCCAACAACAUAUAAGAAUGAAAACACAACUAGCCUAAUAAUAUACUUGCUAUAAUUUUAUUUUCUCUGUUAGACUCAGGGCGCUGCGACUGAGGAUUCAUGGUGUCCGGAUCAUCUGGUUUCUGAUGAAACAAAAGCAAAAGUAGGAUACAUCUCAUAUUAAAUUAACUAAUUUUUUUUAGCUUCAAGUGCAGUAGUUUAAAAAGUAUCACUUUUUUUUUUCAAGGUAAACUUAUUGUAUAAAAUUAUUUGAAUUAAUUUAUUUUUUAAAUGUCCUCAAUAUUUUUUUCAAAAGGUGUCAUUUAAGAUUUUAAAGAGACUGUUCUUUUUUUUCAAGAAUCAAAUUCAAAAUUUUGGACGAGCCCUUUUCUUAUGAAAUAACCCUUAGUAACAUUAACAAUAUAUAUUUAUCAAUAUUUCUGGGAAGGACAAUUAAAUGUUUUUGUUUAAAAUUGUGAUUAACUGUAAAUUUAUAUUUUAUCUUUGUGGAAUUUUUUUCAGCUUUACACGUUUAGUUUCAGUAAAUAAAUCAAAUUUGACUAUUUCAUGGAGAGUUUUAAAUAAUUUUUUUCAAAUCAUAAUGCAUGUUAUCUAAUGAAAGUAUUAAGUCUUAACUUAAAUGUUAUUAUUUUUCAUUACUUUGAAGAUUAUUUAAAACUGCUGAGCUCAAAAAAAUUGCUUGUAUAUAGUUUAAUAAUUGAGAGUUGUUUAUUAUCACUAGGUGCAGGCCAUGAAACUUCUGGUGCGAUGGCUGCUGGGAUUGAAAUCCAAUACAAGUAACUCUGGCACAUCUACAUUGCGGCUUCUUUAUACUGUAAUCAUUCAUGAUGGAGACCUCAUGGAAAAUGGGCUUACUAAGUAGGUUGAUAAGUCAAUAUUGAUGGAGUUCUUAGUUUAGAUCUUAUUUAAAGAUAAUAAAGGGAGAUUUACGCUCCUUCCCAAGAGUGCUCUUCGAAAUUUGUUAAAAGCAAAAACUAUUUUUGAGCACAAAGUUACAAUUAUUUUUCUAUAUUUCAGAAUAAAAUAAAAAUGUGUGCUUCAUAUUAAAAAAGUUUAACUCUCAAAAUACGUUAUAUUAACUUUGGAUUGAUAGGUGGAUUAUAACUUGAUUUUUUUUUCUCACCUUUUUACAUAACAGUUAUUUUAACCCGCAACUAUAAUUUGGUGGAUAAUUUUUACAUUGUGUUUCGGUUUUGUUGAUGACGCUAUUUUCAUCCACCAUAUUGCAAAUCCUAUGAACCUUCACUGAAGGCUGGUAGUACAAAAUGACACAAAGCACUCAACAUUUAUCUCCCAAUGAUUUUGUUUAUUAUAUUUCAAGUGAAAAAGUGAUACUAACCUGAUUAAAAACAACCCAGUCAUCAUGACAAUGAUAUUCCAGACCAGUUUACCCACAAACUCUUAAAAUGUACAAUAUCAUCACAAAGUCAUUUAAUGCAUUAUAUUCAUAGUAAAAAAAUAAACAUACAGUAUAUACAAUCUAUACACCUCAAAAUCGUACAUUGUACGCCAAAAUCGUAAGAGUAAACAGGUCUGAUAUUCCUGUCAUAAGACCUGGGCUACCUACUGAAACCUGCCCAAAACAAGACAAGAGAAGGAGUACAUUCACCUUUAUCACUUUUCAACUUCAAUUUACAUCAAAGCUGGAGAUAAAUUUAAAUCAACAAGGCUAGAGAUGAAUUUAAAUCAACAUGGCUGGAGAUGCUUUGUAAAUGUACACAACAAUUACAGCUGCCAUGGCAACUAAGCCAACUUGAUUUUAAAACUGGACAUUCCAGCUGAUACACUAAAUUUCUAACACUCAUUGGACUUCUAACCUACACGCCCCACUUGUCUGAGGUGUUACUGGAUAAAAGGAGUUUAUUCACUGGCUUAUGGAUUAAUAAAUUGUUUUAGACCAAUAUACAGGUCUAUACGAUAAGUUUCUAAAAGAAACUAAACUGAGUAAUCUGCUUAUAAGCAGAUACAGCUAAUUUAAUCUGUACCUGAUGCAAAGGGCAUGCAUGCAAAUAUGGUCCCUAGAGCAACCAUAAUAAAUAAUGAAGAGAGGUUAGGACAUAUUCAUUUCAUAAAUGUAGCACAAUACAGGUAUAGAACAACAUAACUGUAAAUGAAUUAUUGGUUCUUGCAGAUUCAAUAUCUAAAGAGUAUAAAAGAAUCCGUUGUUAUUGAGGUUAAACUAAAUGCAGCUACUGUUGCUAGUUGAUUGGAUUGUGGUAAAAUUAGUUGAUAAAAGAUAAAAUAAAAAUUAUAUGGACAACAAUAAGGUUAGUAACAACUGUGGCUAAGACUGCCAAGAGACUUACUCUUUCAUUUUAAAUAAUUUUCUAGUGUUGGGCUUAUAGUCAUAUUUUUUUAAGUCUAAUUUUGUAGUCUAAAGAAAACUAAAUGCAUGUCUUGAAUAAUUAAAAAGAUCUGAGAGAUCAGCAUAUAAAUAGAUACAUAAUUUAAAAGGCAACAUUUUCCAACUAAAAGAGUUUAAACUCAAGACAUCUAAAUUAAAUUAUUUCUCUAGUGUAAAAAAAAACAGCUAAUCAGUGGACUCCCUUAGUCAUAAUAGGGGACUUAAUUAGUGAUCAUUUAGAUUUUGUGAUCUCUGGGGGGGCGCUGGUAAAUUCAUACUGAGUUUUCUUAAAACAGAAACUGUCAUAUUUCAUAACCAGAUUUGUUUAUUUGUUACUUAUGUGGUAUAUUUUUUAAAAAAUAUUUUAAAAUCAUUUAUCGCCACUAUAUCAUUUGCUAAUAAUAAUAAUACUAUUUCUCUCAUGAAAUACUUGCCUUGUUUUCUUUAUUUUUUUUUAUUUAAAAAAAUCAUCUUUUUAAAAAAUGUAUGAAUGUAUUUUUAAAACUGGCUUAGUAAAUGCAAAGGUUGGUAAAAUGGCUUGAAAUUGUUGUAUGUGUUGUUAAAAUGAAUACCAUAAUGAAUAACAUAUAAUAAUACUCAACACUUAUUUUUUGCUUCUUCCUGUUUGUGGUAUGUUUACAUUUUUUUUAAAAUUAAGCACACCUAAAAACUUAAUCUUUUGGCCAUAAAUAACAACCAUAAUUAACUGUGAUCACGUAAUUGGUAUCAAAUAAUAGAUAAUUCAAUUCUGAAUCCAAUGGUAUGUAACAUAUUAUUACUGCUAUGUUCUUCAUUGAACAACCCGCCAGAUUGUAAAGGUAUCUAUUGAAGGAUACAAAAAUGGCAGAAAACCAAGAAUAUUUGAGAGUUAAGCACAUAGCUCAAAAGUAGUCACUUAAGUUUCUUUAUAGCUGAGAAAUAUCUAUAUAUGAUUGCAAAUUAUACCAUUCAAUUUUUUCAGCAAACCUGAGUUAGCGAGACUGCGCCUCCAAGCUGGCUGCUGUAUGCUCAAAUUGGCUGAAGAACCUUGUUAUGCUGAAAUAAUCUUGAAAGAACAAUUCCAAGCUCUUGCUCUCAUGCUUAAUGUAAGUCAUAGGAGCACAUUUAUUAAUUACAGCAUUUUAAAACUGUUUUCUUUAAAAAUCAUCAUCAUCCAGAUCCAAUAGCCAUUUGGGCAUGUGCCCUUUGACCCAAAGCAUUGGUGAAGAAUUUGCACACUCUCUGCAGUUUUUAUUGUUUGUAUGAAGGGUGUUUGUGGAGUCUAAUUUUCUUUAAACAAAAGGGGAGUAACAAUGCUGUCUCAUUUGAAACAUGCCAUGGUGCAUCAUUGGUUAUUGUACCAAAGAUAUCACCUGUUUUUAUGAAAUUAAAUCUACAUGUGAUGUUCAAUUGUUGUGCUUGUGACUGUAUUUUUUAACCUGUGCUUUCAUUCAUUGUUCUAAUUGCAGGAUGCAUGCUUUCAAGUCAGGGUUCGGUUUGCGAAUCGUUUACAAAAAGGUCUGAUAAGCCUGAAACUUCCCCUUGAGUACAUAGCCAUUCUCUGCCUAGGAGCCAAUGAUCCAAUCAAGGAAAGGAGGCAGCAGUUAAAGCAGUAUCUGGCACAGAACAUAAACAAGAGAAGAGAUUACAUUAAACAGAACCCCAGUGCUCGUGGUGAGAAACAUCAUUCUAAGAUUGUAGAGGUUGUACAGCAAAUGGAAGUGAUUCUGAUUUUUAAAGUUGAUACAAUUAGAUAUUAUUAUACUUUUUCCAUUAUAAUAGGGAUGAAUGAAGUUUUCGCAAUUGCUUAUGCUUUAAAAAAAUACAUGAAAAAUACCUUUUGUAAAGGAAAACUAAAUCAAAGGAAACUUAUAUUUAUUCAAGUCUAGCAAUAAUUCUUAUUAUAAAUAAUCUAUAAAAAUAUAAUUCCUCAUGAGGGUGCUUUAUUGCCUUUUUUAUUCUUUUAAGUUCAAAAAUAUAUUUCAGAAAGUUGUAAACAAAAAAUUCAUACUCUCUAUUCAAUUUCUCCUGUGCUUGACACUAUUUUCAUUCAGUGUUUAGUUAUAUAAACCAAGGGAAUUACUCAAUGAAAUUGAUCUUGCCCUCUAACCUCAUGUGCUUAAACAAAGUGAUCUUACUUAUGGUUCCCACCAAUGUUACACAAAAGAAUAAUAUACAGUUUCUGUCUGUGUGUACGAGCGUAGGUGUUUAAAACAAAUGUCGGAUAGUUAGGUUGUGUCUAUCGUACUGACAAGUCAUUGUUUAGGCUAAUAACCUGCAAGCAAUGAGACAUUACUCACUAACCAUGAUUUGACACAAGUUACUGUUAUUUUAGUGUUACUAAACACAGAGUUACUGUUAUUUUAGUGUUACUAAACUCAAAACAAACACCUAGCUAGAUUGUUUUUGGGGUGUUUUGUUUGAUUUUUUUUUUCUUAAGGAAAAAAAUUGUGACCCAAUACUUUUGCAUUUAUGGUCUGGUAUGGGGUCGCAAUAUAGCAUUUGUGAUGUGCUGCAAUAUAUAUUCAUUGAUGAAUUUAAAUUCAAACUGAGAAACAAAAAUGUGUACUGUAAAAAAAAAUCACCUGCAAUUCCAGGCAACUGAAUUGUAAGCAGCAUGAUUUAAAUGUUGUAGGUUAGCAUAACAAAUCGUAAUGAAACAGAUUUUUGAAGAAUAUAGGCAAGAAUUUCAUUUUGCUUAUCAAAGGUUAUGUAAAAAAUAUUAUGAACAAUGACAGAAUACUACUACUUUAAUUCUUAUAACGAUGUUUAAAAAGGGUGCCUCAAUAAAUAAUUAAAUAUUGUUUAGUUGGAUGUGAUUUGUUUCCAGGGUUUUCAAGACACUGGGGGGAAAAAUAAAAAAAAUUCUUGGAAUUUAAAAGAUUAUAAUAAUUUUGAAAAUUGUUUGUCUUUAAGCUGCUGUUUCGAAACAUGUUUAUCCACUUUUUGUGGUUUUUUUCACACAAAAUACAUGUAAUAUAAUAUAUGUUAUAGUGUUAGCUCAAAGGCAGACCUAGGCUUAGAUUGAGGGAUGAUGUGGAAAAAGAUCUACAGCUGCUGGGUAACCAAACAUGGAAUAGAAAUGCAUUAGUUAGGUCUAGGUGGAAGGAAGUAGUUAGGCGGGCCAAAGCCCUGCAUGGGCUGUAGCGCCAUAGGGAUGGAUGGAUAGUGUUAGCACUUGUUUGAAUAUGGCUCCGACUUUUAUAAUUAGACUUUUUUAAAAUAAAUUAUUGUGAAUCAAAAUUCUCUUUUGUAUGCAUUGAAUUGUUUGUAAAUUAAUAUAUUUUUAAUAAAAUUGUUUUCUAUUAGUUUUUGUGGUGUCAUUGUUAUUACACUUUGUUUUUACAUUUCAUAUGAUAAUUUGAAACACAAAAGUUAUCUAUAAAUUUAAAAAUGUCAGUGAUGUGCAGUGUAAAACCAAGGUGUAAUUAAAAUGAUCAUAAGAAAAAUCUCAAUGUUUUUUUUUUAAAAACAAGAAUUUAUUUGUCCUGCAGGUCGAAUGUUCUACCUGCUGCCAGAUUAUGUCAUACCUUAUACAAUUCAUUUGCUGGCCCACGACCCAGACUUCAAGUCCUAUGAAGAUGUGGACAGCUUAAAAAGCUUGAAAGAGUAAGUGCAUGCUUCUAAUAGAACUAAUAUAAGCAAUGGUUGAUGGUAACCUUUUCUUUUUAACCUUGCAAGUCACUUUAUCAAUGAAAUCAAACGAGUUUCCAUUUUUCAUUAUGUGCAUAAAGGUUAUUUGUAAAUAUUUGAAAUGAAAAUAUAUGUUGGUAAAGUUGGUGAAAGGAACGGUUCAGGCGACAACACUAGACACAUUUGUGUCUAUUGCCUCAAGCCUUCAAACCCCUAGUGCAUGAUUUCCUCAUCAACACCAGUAACAGAAACAUUGCAAAUCCCAUCUACAUGCAUAGGAGCCAAAAUGAUCAAUAAAUUGAUUGUGGGCCCUUAAGAUAUAGAAGAAGUAGUUUUGACUUUUCUUCUAAUAAAAUUAAAGCCAUUUUCUCAUUCUAUUUGAACAGGUGUUUAUGGUUUAUGAUGGACUUGCUGACACACAAAAAUGAAGAAUUUAAUUAUGCAUUCCUAAGACGAAUGAUUGAAAACAUCAAGCAGACCAAGGAUGCCCAGUGCCCAGAUGAUGAGAGUGCUAACAAGGUAUCUAAAGCUGUCUAAAUGUUACUGUCGUGUUGGAGUCAAAAGCAAUGUUGGAUGUUAAAAAAAAUUGCUCUCUGCAAUAAAUACCUUUUAAAAAUAAGCAAUAUAAUUUAGAAAUAAAAAUGUCAUGGCUUUGUUCAAAAUUUAGCUGUGUUCUCUGCACAUUAGUGGCACUAAUAGAUCUCAGUGGAACCCUGCUAAUAUGCUUAAACUGAGGUCCAUAAAAUCAGAGAGAGGGGGGGGGAAUUGUGUUUGCUGUUUACAAUAUUCAGUGGGAUAAUGUUUUAAAAGGAGGUAGAUGUAUGAUUUAAUUUUUUUUUUAAAUAAGGAUUUUUUUAUCCUUUAGUUGAAGUUGGAAAUUUGUUAUUGUGUUGUACAAGAAUAUAUAUUUCGUAAUCUCUUUUUCACUUACUUUGGGGGAAAAAAUUCAUGUGCGAAUGAACCUAUGAAAAUUUGCUGUGCAUCAUAUUAUCAGAUCUGUUUACCCUCAAACUCUUAAAAUCUUACAAUAUCACAAAAUCGUUCAAUACAUUAUCUCAAUAGUAAAAAUAUAAACAUAUAGAAUAUAUAAUGUACACACUUCAAAAUUGUACAAUGUAUGCCAAAAUCGUAAGAGUAAACAGGUCUGUAUUAUUGUGGGCUUUCAUUCUACUUAGUUAAACCUAAUUAACACCUAUAAUUGUGUGCCAGAUUUUGGCAUUCCCAAUAGUGUUUCUGUUUAUUAUUUUAGUAGAAAUAGCCUGUCAUCAGAUUUGGCAGUUAAAAUAUAGCAGCUUCAUUCAAACAAUAAUUUAUUUUUUAAAAUACAAUUGCAAUAUUUGGAUUUUACAUUACAUCUUGUAGUGUCUAAAUGCGGAGUAAGACAGCAGGAGAGCAGUUGCUUCAUAUAAAUUUUUUCCUCUUCAUUUCAGAAAAUGUAUGCUGUUUGUGAUAUUGCCCUUGGCCUACUGCAUUCUAAAUCUGGAAAUAUUACCCUGAAAGAAGUAACUCAGGAACCAGUGCUCCCCAGCAAGCUUUUUACAGCUCAAGAUAAAGUCAAUAUUUUUUUGUUCUUAACUUUUAUUCGUCUUAUGGUUUUACAUGGCAUAAACAGACCAAUUUAAUAGAAGUCUUGUCAUCUUAUUUCACUGCAAGACUUUGAUGUACAGGAUAUAAUAUUACUAAAGUAAAUCACUUAGUAUUUAAUGUACAUAUCUUUAAUAACAUAGCCCCUGGCAGCAGGCCAUACUCGUGUAGUGAAAAAAGCUAGAUUUAAAAUAUAAAAAAUUAAUAUAUUUUUACUCUUUUUAUUUUUUUUAUCGAUUUGAAGGUUGUAAAAGUUGAUAACUGCGCAGCUGUCGUUGGCUUCUUAUUGCCUAGUGAAGAAUAUGUUACACUUCAUUGUGCUAAAUUAAUCAACUUUACAGUAUUAGUUCAUUAUUGUACAUUUGACAUUAUUGCAUCCUUAUAGUUUAUGAAAUCUUAUAAUUGAUGAUUUAAAAAUAUGUCACUCAACAAAUCCAAUGAUUUUCAGAACUAUUCCAAUUUGCAAAGUUAUUUGCCUAAAGAUUUCCCAUUUGAAUCAAAGGUAAGAUUUUAAUUUAGUGAAAAGUUUUAGGAAAUAUAUUUAAUUGUUGUGCUAACCAUUCUCCUAGUUGCUUUGAAUAUAUAUGAUCACCUACAUUAAAAAAAACUUCUUGCCUUUUCAACUCCCUAUGAGUAUAGGCUACUAAUAAUUUCUUUCCAAGCCUUUAGGUCUCUAGCUAUCCCCAUAAUUAUUUUUUUUUACUGUACAUAAGAUACGAAACUUAACUGACAACUCAAUACUAAAGAUAGAAAAAAUACAUCAAUAACUAGGAAGAAAAAAGAAAAGAAAUUGAUACUAACGCCUACCCACCAAAACCAUUAUUAAGCAGAGUAUUUUCUGUAUUUGCCUUAUUUCGGUUUUCAUGCCGUGAUACUAUAAACAUUAGACGUUUGAUUAACCAUACAUUUGGUUGUUGAACAGUUGCACAUGUAACCAUGAAUGGGUGGUGAUGACGGUCACACUAGAGGGAAGUAAUGAAAUGAGAUCCAACCAAUCUAUAAUGCAUGAGUUAGCUUUUCAUUUUUACAUGCAUCUUUUCUUGUUCUUGCAGAGGAGGAUUGGAACCAAUGUUCUCAAUUUUAGUGGUGAUUCCAAGAAAGCAUCAUCAUCAGAACCCACCACCACAGAGAUAGUUGUUUUGAGUCAUGCCCCUGUUGUCAACCCCCUCCCCAGAGCUCCACAUAAAAACAGGGAGCCCAUUCUUAAAAGGAAGAAAGCUGAGUAAGUCACUCAUUUGCCUUUGUUACCCUAUUGCCUUGGUUUGAUGCAAUUUUAAAUUAAGCAAUUCUGAGAAUUGUGAACAAAACUAUUAACAGUUGCUUACUAUCACACAUGGGGUAUUAAAAAUAUAAUUAGCAACUUGCUUUACGUAAGAUUAAUAGACCCACAAGUCUUGAUGUAAUAUUAUUUUUUAUGUAAUGACAAAUGACAGUUUUUUAAUUAUUGAUAUUGAUUUACUGUGAUACUUCUUUUAUUUUAUAGAAAAGAGAGAUCUAUUGGGGAAGGCUUUGACUCCGACUCACAGUCCCCCAAACAGUCAGACACAGAUGAACCAGCACAGAAAAGCAAGCAGACUAAGCCAAAGAAAACAACUGUGCCCCCAAAAAUCCCUAAAAAGCGCGGCAGAAAGCCAAAAGUCCGAGUCAGUGAUGUGGAAAUAAAAGAGGAAGUAGAUGAGGAAGCUGAGUCACCAAUAACUAAGUCACAGCCUGUCAAGGUAGGAACAAAACAGACCAGAAUGGAAGAUUUCACUGGAUCAAAAAACAAACCUGCAGCAGCUGGCGUCCCCCUCAAUGGAAAUGCUAAUAAAGGUUUGCAAGGUGCAAAUGUUCGGAUGCCCGGCGACAAGGUGGCUAGGAAAAAAAUUCAAGGUCCAUUACUCAAAGUUGUCACCCCACCUAUUGGCCGUGGCAGAAAACGUGAGGCUGAGAGUGAUGAUUCUAUGACUUCAUCAAAGGGAGACGAUCGUCCAAGUCCUGCUGUGGUGCGCAGACUCAAACCACCAACGCUGCGUGAAGAUCUGUGAGUAAUCUUUUUAAUAUUUCAGCAUUCGGGUGUUCAUUUAUUGAUAUAUUUUGUCGUAAGACAUUGCUUCUUCUUUUUUUUUUAUUUCAUUAAAUGAAAAUUGAUUGUUUUCUUGUUGCUAAAGUGCACUUAAGAAUGUCUCAUUUUGUUAGGAGUAAAUUUGUAAAGUAUCUUCCAAUUCCUUUUUCAAAAACUAUUCAUCUGGCAGUAAACCAUGUGCACAAAUGAUUUAGCAACUUAAAUAAAUAAUAAUAUUAACAAAUUAAAAAAUCAUUGCUUUUUGGAUUGGGUUGUUUUUUUUUGUAGCUAUAUAUCAAAACUAUAUUUAAAAGGGCUGUUUAUCUUCUAACUUCUUCAAAAUGCAUAUCAGACUGUAAUGACUGAAAAUCAUAAUUGUGCACAUGUAACUGAAAUACUGUAUCUCCUGGCCCCUCUACUGUUUGUGACAGCAGUAGUCGUAAUCCUUCUCACAGGUCCACAAGACCCAGUCCGGCUCAGAUACCAGUCAGUAGAAAACGUUCCCCACCUUCUUCACCAUCCACAUCAGCCUCCCCUAGUCAGGCAAAAAUGUGAGUGCUUUUGUAAAUUUGUAACAAGUGUAAAUGAAAUUAUGAUGUGGCAAUAGGAAAAAUAUGGUGGCAUAAUUUAAAUAAACAGUGCUUUAACAAAAGUGUAACAAAUGAAGGACUGUAGUUCUGUUUAACAAAAGUGUAACAAAUGAAGGACUGUAGUUCUGGCAAUAACAUGAGUAUAGCGAACACUUUUAGUUUUUUUGUUUUUUUUAUUACUUUUUAUUUCUAGUCAUUUUUUCAUUAGUCCUGUCUGCUAAGGACGGCUCUUUCUUCUUUUUUGGUCCUGUUUUUCUAUUUCAAGCUUCCAUAUACCUUGUUCUUCUAUUUUCUUUAACAAAAAUGCAAAGUUGUAACAAAAAAUAAUAAAGAACCAGUCUCAACUUUAUAACAACUAUAACAUUAAAUGUUUUAAACAUGCACUUACUGACUGAACUGGGCAAUGAAAUCAAAAGGUGAAAAACUUAUUUUUUUUAAAAUUAAUUUUAAACUGCAAGAAUAGUUGUCACCUUUUAUAUUAUAUUUAUUUAUGGCCAUCUUUGUGGGCCAAGUAUUAUUUAAUUAUUUUUUUAAAUCAUAAUUUCAUAGAAAAGAAAAAAAUUGUUUAUCUAGCCUGCCAAAGGUGAUACAGAACGAUACGUACAGAUGUUAGUGGAAAAAAAACUCACUCAUUUUAAACAGGCUGAUUUUGUUUGCCUUCAAAAUGAUUGAUUGAUUGAAUACUUAUAUAGCACCUGUAUUCAUGCUAUUUUAACAUGCUCACAGCGCUUUGAUGUUAUUAAAUCUAUUACAGUAAUCAUUUUCUUUAAACAUUUUAUUAAUAUAAUAAGUUAAGCAAAAUUAAAUAUACAUUGCCAGUUUCAAUUUAGUAAACCUAAAAUGUCUGUAGCUAGUUCAUCACACAAAGGAUGCACUUUUCAAAUAUUUCAAAUCGUCAUGUUUAGCUUUAAAUAGUCUAAACAAAAACAAAUAUGGAGUUAGACCUUAUUCUUUAUUUCUGGCCACCGCAGAGCCAGACUCUCACGUGGCGUCAUAGGAACACCGAGUGACUCUGGGUCAGAACGAUCCUGUUCUCCAUCUGCACAACCAUCUCCUGUCAAGAGAGUUCCAAUUUCAAGACCUGAGCCUGUUAGGUCUAAUAUACGUAAUGUGUAAGUAUACAUGGUGAUCCUCUGGAAAUCAUUUGUUCUUGGUUUAAGUUAGUGUUCAUUAUUACUUUACACAUAAUCAGCUAAUUGCCCCAGUCGAAUUUCCAUUAUGAUUUGUUCAUUAUUUUCCCAGGGGAAAUGUUGUAAUUAGUAUUUAUUCAUUAUUUAUAAUAAUAUUUUAUUUAGUCCCCAUCUUAUUUGUAAUUUAUUUGUUAAAUUAUUAUUAUUAUCUGCCAUUGUAUAUUCAGAAGUUUAAAUCAAUAAUUUUGAUGUUGUAGUGUGGGCAGAAUGAAGUCAGAUUUAUGUGGCCGGCUGAGGAAAGAAGGUUGUCCCAAUUUAGCUUUCAAUUUCUCAUUAUUUGUAAUUUCUUUGUCUCAAAACCGAUGUUUUAUUCCAGUCGAAAAACUCGUGUUGCAAAUGGGACAUCUGAUGGUGAGGACACCCCAGAAACAGAAUCCUCUCAGUCAUCAGCCUUCAGUAUGGCUGUUUCUAAAACAAAUGUACCUGUCACAGACGUUGAGGAGAAUGAAGAUGGUUUGAAUGUGAGUCCAGUCAAUUGA
Messenger RNA from Lymnaea stagnalis (great pond snail), 24709 nucleotides. Lineage: Eukaryota; Metazoa; Mollusca; Gastropoda; Lymnaeidae. The record is from the annotation of a GenBank genome assembly.